Molecule: messenger RNA, 813 nt
Organism: Pristis pectinata (smalltooth sawfish)
Lineage: Eukaryota; Metazoa; Chordata; Chondrichthyes; Rhinopristiformes; Pristidae
Product: leucine-rich repeat protein lrrA-like
Exons: 1
Coding region: 1-813 (270 amino acids)
Molecular function (GO): protein binding
Source: RefSeq, a predicted model, not a curated record
AUGUCCGAACAACAAUUGAAAUCAUCUCAGACCAGCCCGUCACUCUACUCUGCCAAUGGCAUUGUGGACAACCUUUGGAAGCACAGGAUUGAGGUUGAUUCCUUCAACAAUGGCAAGAAGAAAUUAAAGCUAAAGGGCAGAGAGCUGCAAUCAGUUCCCCGGGAGAUAUUUGACCUGAGGGGGCUUCAAGUGCUGGAGAUGAGCCCGAAAUGGGAAAGCUGCUUGAAUUAUAGGAUGGGCACUGUCCCUCGGGAAAUUGGUCAACUGACCACCCUUACUGUGCUGAAUUUGGACACCAAUGAACUGCGGGAGAUCCCACCUGAGAUCGGGGCCUUGCAAAAUCUGGAAACUCUGACUCUCAGUAACAACCAACUGAUCUGCCUGCCUGCCGAGAUCGAGAAGCUGCAAAAGUUGCAGAGCCUGCACUUGGCCAACAAUAAUUUCCUGGAGCUCCCUGUUCAGGUGUGCCAGCUCCGCCGCUUGACAUUUCUGGAUGCCUGUGACAACAGGAUAAAGUUCAUCCCCCACAGCAUUUGCAACCUGGAGUGUUUGGAGACUCUGCUCCUGUACUUCAACGCAUUGCAGAGCCUGCCUGACUCCAUCUGCAGCCUCGCAAACCUACGCACUCUCUGGCUGGGAAAUAAUAGCCUAAGGAGCCUUCCCAUCCAGUUUGGGCACCUGGUCAACCUUGAGUGGGGCCGCAGCCACUCUUCUUCAAACUUUGAGGGCAAUCCACUUGAAUCCCCCCCUCCUAAGGUAUGCAGGGGUGGACCUGAGGAGAUCAGCCGUUACUUUGCUACAUGGGAUGAAUGA